Limulus polyphemus (Atlantic horseshoe crab) is the source of this 9047-nucleotide messenger RNA. RefSeq lists its product as uncharacterized. The record is from RefSeq and is a predicted model, not a curated record. Gene Ontology annotation, biological process: G protein-coupled receptor signaling pathway. Gene Ontology annotation, molecular function: adenylate cyclase inhibiting G protein-coupled glutamate receptor activity. The transcript is spliced from 12 exons. Gene Ontology annotation, cellular component: membrane. The coding region runs from base 148 to 7095 and encodes 2315 amino acids. NCBI's taxonomy places the organism in Eukaryota, Metazoa, Arthropoda, Merostomata, Xiphosura, Limulidae.
UAUAUUUCUUUUUGCAGAUAUCUAUGAGAUGAUUUUUUUCUAAGUGCCUGUUUAACGCUUCCUCUUCUGUUGUCCAAUUACUGGCCAGUGUGGUCAGUGAGUGGACGAAACCUGACAACUAAGAAAUGUUUCACCGAAAGUCGUCACAUGGAAGUGACUCCAGAUUCCGACGUCAAAAUUGGGGUUUUACUGAACGUCCACCAACCAGGAAAAGGAAUCUAUGGUUGUGGUGAUCUGACGGUAGAGGGCGUAGAAACGUAUGAAAUACUGCGAUGGGCAGUGUCGUUGCUAAAUCAGGAGAGAGGAGUUAUUAAUGGAGAAAAUAUCACGGAGUCAUUUAUUCCUGGAGUUAGAAUAGGUUUGAAGGUUUAUGAUACUUGUGGCCACCAGGAGGCAGCAGUGAAGCAGAUAACUGAAUGGUUUCCUGAAAUACAGUCUGGUACAUCAGAAUCAUGCUCUACAAAACUUAACACUUCAGAAUUUAUUAUUGGUUUACUGGACACGACAAAGACAACAAAGCAGCCUAAAGUCAUGGAAUCACUUCAGGACUACGUAACACCCAGCAUUUCUCUGGAGUUCAGCGAAACAGUAUCACCAGAUCGUCUUGCAAUGACCACAGCAGAAGUGGCCCAUGACAUGGAAUGGGAGAAAAUCGUAGUUUUUCAUACAGAUGACGAACACAGUCUUCGUGUGGUCCAGAUGCUUGAUCACGUAGCUGUGAGUGGAAAAAUUUGUAUUUCUGAACUGAAGGCUCUACCAUCUGAACAGGAAGUCCCUGAUGACAUAUCUGGACGAAAGUUGUAUCGAAAGUUUCUUGAAGCCGCUGCUGUCAGGUUGGAGGAGAACACGCCAAUAAUCGUGAUUGGUCAUGGUAAGGUUGUUCAACGUCUAGUUCAGGCAAUGGGAGAAAAUCGCCACACAGUCUCAAGGCUGCAAUGGUUCUUUUCGUGGAUCCCUGAUGUAUCAGCUCUUGCCACUUUAGGAAGUAUCUUGAACUUGAAGAACGUUUUCUCCCUCGCUCCCUACCCCCAGGCCAUUCUUCAGCUGGAGAAUUACUGGGCUAAGCUUCAGGAUUCGGGGACCGAGACACAAGAAGAUCGCUGGUUUCGAGAAUACGUUAUGAGAAAGAAUAGGUGCAUAAUUGCAGAUCUGACAGAAGAAGAUUCGAACCAUCGCCCUGUUUGCCCUAACAACGUCCUUCGAGAAUCUCCUGGACAAGUUUUAUUGAGGACAUCGCGAGCAACAUCAAGCGUUCACGCGAUUUUUACGUAUGCACACGCACUACGCAAGGCUUGGGAACUCAAAUGUUUUGGACAUCCUGGAAUGUGUUUGUCUCUCCGACAGAUGUCGCGAGAAGAAUUUGUACUGCAGUACUUAGAACCCUUAGAAUUUACACUUAGUGCUAACAGUAGGAGUCCGCCGGAAAUAAGUGGCCAGAAAUCAAAAGGAAGUCUCCCAGGACAAGUGGAUAAGCUCCAUUUAGGCUUAACAUUGUACACGUUUGACAGAAAGUUGGGAGUAGAACCACGUCAGUUAGUGUUCUACGACACCAUUCGGGCCCACGUGGUCGACAGUCGUUUCGAAUAUUACCCAUCCAAGUGUCCGUCUAAUGGAUGUAGUCAUUGUGUAAAGGUGCGCAAUGGUCGGCUAGAAAAAUCUGCAGGUGAAUCUGAUGGAUUCGUAACGAUUAGCGAAAAUGCAGAUGUGAUAAUUCCAAUACUUUUGCCAAUCCAUAAUUCCGGACUCACUCCAUUAGAGUGUAGCACCUCUAUUAACCAUGGAGCUAUCAAAGAUCUAGAGGCAGCGUUGUGGAUGUUAGACAAAAUUAAUAGUAAUCCACAAUUUAUUCCAGGAAUCAGUUUAGGAGCUGUCGUUAUCGACACUUGCGGUUCGUCUCUGAAAGUUACUCAACGCUUGUUCAGUUUCCUUGCAAAUCAAACAAGAAACUUGGAGGAGAUCAAUAUUUCUUCAGUUUUGGCUGUCGUCUGUUCCACGUCAUCUGAAGUAACUAGUAAAGUAGAAGCCAUAUUAAAUCCUCUAAAUCUCACCAGUGUCGCCACUGUGGAUCUUCUGACUAAGGAGAAAGGGAAUUCUUAUAGUUUACAAAUAGCCAUUCCGGUUAAAGUCAGGGUUAAGGCGAUGAUCGAAACCAUGAAGUACUUUGGUUGGUCAUUUGUAGUUGUUCUUCACAGUACAGAUUACGUCACUCAGUUCGGUAUUCAGACAUUCACCAAAGAAGCCAAGCUCGCUUCCAUCUGUACCGAUAUUCAGAUCUCACUGGAAGAUACGAGUGAUCCUGAAGUAAGAAAAUUCAAAAUAAACAAGGCAAUAAACGAACUUAUAGAUGCCAAAAGGCGAGGUGCAAAAGUAGUCAUUCUUUGGCUUAACAACCAUGAUUCGACCCUGUUCUAUGCUGCACUACAGAGAGCUAUUUCAGAAGGAAUUAUUUAUCGUGGUGACUUUAUUUGGCUAAUAAACGACGGUAGGGGCGAGGAUGUAGUUGAGUUUGGUGAAAUAUUGGCUGGGUCUCUGUUUUUUCGGGAAGAAGAAACAGAAGUCCAAGAGUUUGUGACUUACUUUCGUCAACUUAGGCCAACCGGAAACAAGCGUAAUCCUUGGUUCCAAGAAUAUUGGAAGGAACACAUCAAAUGUACUGGCCCAGAAUGCAUUGCAAAUUCUGGAGUUACCAGCAUCGUCCAAGCUGUAUUGUCGAUUGCUUCAGGCUUAGCUCGCUUCAGAAAUGAGUUAUGUCAUGCCGAAAGGGGGCUUUGUCCUCAUUUACUUCGUCAGCCAUCUUUACGUCACAUACUCAACCAAUAUAUCCGGUACACAGCUUCCGCUAGGCCUAAUCAAAACGAGUCAAUGUUUGUGUUUGCAAAUGAUGGAGUUGGAGAUAUUCCGAUGGGAAUCUUUACCCUAAGGAAAGGGAUCGCCGACACCUAUAAUUAUCAAAAGGUCGGGUUAUUUCAUAAUGGUCUAAAUUUAUUUGGAAACAUGGUAACCUACGGAAGCCAAGGAAAUGAAAUCUCCAUGACACAAAUACCAUCAGAUUGUAAGGUAGACUGUGGUAACUGUGUUAGUCUAAACCCAAAUAUCCUUAGAGUAACCUCUCCAGAUGGACUCUACUUGGCCGCAGCCAUUGGUAUCCAUAAAUCAUCUGCGAAUUUCUUGCAAUGCGGAGAUCUGAAUUCGGACAGUGGGUUGCAGCAGGUGGAAGCUUUCUUGUGGGCUCUGGACCAGAUCAAUAAGAACCCUCGAAUUUUACCCGGAGUUACUUUAGGAGGCGUGGUCUUUGACACGUGCAGCAGUCACGAAAAGACCUCGCAAAGUAUAUUGAACUUUCUUAGCCAGGCAGCACCUGUCCCCAAAUUAGCCGUCACUAAAGAUGGUCCCAGAAACUUUGAGAAUAUAAUGGGGUUUCUUGCUGGUCAGCAAUAUGAUGUAGUGAAGCCUGUUGCCGAUUUUACUGUUCCUCAAAGAAUAACCACAAUUGGACUAGAAGACAGGACCACAGAGUUUAACAAUUUGAACUGGUACGACUACCUCUUAAGACUUUCACUGCCAAAUAACUUGAUAGCGGAUGCUAUGGUCAAGACAUUACAACUGUUUCGCUGGAACUACGUUUCUGUGGUGUAUUCUUACGCCGAUCGUCAAUAUGCAGACCUCUUCCAGAACCUUAAAACAGAAAGUGAGAAACAGCGUAUACAGUUGGCUCUAACAGAAAAAGUGUCAGAUGAAGAUAGUAGCUGGACGUCUCGUGUCCUCCGACGGUUAGACUCUAAAUGGAAAAUUGGAGCCAGAGUGGUCGUUCUUCUAUUGAGAGAUGAGCAUGUGGAACACCUCUUCCAAGGUCUCCAAAUGAUAACCAAAGAGAAGGCUGAUGCAGUUGGUCAAUACGUGUGGGUAACUUAUGACAACCUCAAAGUGUUCCAGCGUUUUCCGGAACAAGUAAAUGGCAUCCUUUCUAUCCGACCAAUGACAAAUAUCAUCCCUGCUUUUCGAGAAUAUUUUCGAGAUUUGGAUAUUGGGAAGAACUCCAGAAAUAUCUGGUUUCGAGAAUAUUGGGAGCAAGUGUUUAGAUGCAGAGGAGCGGCCUGUUACAAUGGACUCCAGAGUAGCUUACAAGAUAUUCCUUUCGUCCAGGAUCCUGGUGUGGCCAACGUGGUGGGAGGUGUCUUCGCCUUAGCCCAGAGCUUGGAAGCAGCAAGAGUCAGACUCUGUCCAGGGAAGCUUGCAGGAACCUGUCCUCAAAUGAAAGAGAAUAUUGAGCUAAGAGAAAUGAUCUUAAAUUUAACCAAGUCAGCUCGAGUUGAAGGUAGAACACAAAAUCGGUUAUUCACGAGAAACAAUUAUGGCACAGAACAACUGGAAAUAUUGACUUCCCACCAAGUAGGGAGAAGCGCCCCGAGUUUUAUGAAGAUUGGGAGUUAUACGGAAGCAGAAGGCUUGAACGUGAACGUAAGCAGAUACAACAACAACAACAACGGUCAUGAAAGUAAUCCUCUGAUGGUGACCUCCAGCUGUCUGGACAACAAUAAGUGUGGUGAAGGAAUUAUUUUCCGACUGUCAUCAACAAUGAAGCGCAUUUCAGUAAACAAUAAUUACGUUUUAACCUCAUUAAUGUCCGUCCACCGGAAAGGGGAGACGUUCUUCUCGUGCGGAUCACUGAAUCUAAAGAGUUUUCAGAACCUUGCGGCGUUGAUAUUUGCCGUGGAUGAGAUAAACAACAACAGUCGUCAAAGAACUGAGGAAUAUCUUGGUUUGGUCGUUCUAGAUGAUUGUGGCAGGGUUCAAAGAGCUGAGGAAAAACUGUUCCGUUAUUUAGAUGAAGAAAGUGAAGAGAGACUUAGAAGAUCUCCCCCAAAAUCCCAAAAUGUCGUUGCAGCUUUAACCUUCAACCACCAGGUGGCCAUCAACGUAUCACCUCUUCUGCAAGCAAAUUUAAUCCCUCAGGUAGUUACAUCUACCACGUGGUCAAACGUCAGCAAAGAAUUGAUUCCAUCAAUCUCGUCACCCCCGAAGUUACAAAUGUCGGCUGUGGUGGCGCUGUUGGUAAAACAUGACUGGAAGUACGUAUAUGUCAUUCUAACCAAUGACGCGUUUGGGAAGGAAGCCAAUGCGGAGUUUUCGACAGUUGCUAGGAAACACAAAAUCUGCAUCGCAGAAUCCAUAAGCAUUGAUAUUGACAACAGCGUAGAAGACCUUUCAAAAGAGUUAAGUGUGUUAUCAGAUCCAAAUGUCAAAGUUGUUGUUCUGCUGAUCAAAACCGCCGAGGCAACGCAAGUAAUCUUACAGGCUGCUGAUAGAUCGAACAUUCUUGACCGUUAUGUUUGGAUCAUAACCGAAGGCUGGAAUUCUGAACAUUUAACUGAAAAUGCUAUGAAAAAUAAGACGAUGAACGCUUUAGUAGUGAAGCUGGAAAAUCGUGACAUUCAGGAAUUCCGUCAGUUUCUCGCCCAAAUGACGUUGGCUAGACACGACCGGAUUCCUGAUUCGUGGUUUGAAGAGUUUUGGCAACAUCACUUCCGGUGUCGCCUGCUCAGCAGCUUGAUUGUUCAGCGUCAAUACCCGGAUGUCUGUAGUGGUCAGGAACGAUUUACUGACCUGCGACAGGACCAUCAGGUUUAUCACACCAUCACGACCGUAAGAGCCAUAGGACGUGCACUUCGUUCUUAUAUAGCCAAAGGAUGUAGUCUGUUUUCAAACACAACAACCUGUGAAGGAAUCGGAGAGGCAAUCGGUAAAGCUUUGCAGGAUCUAGAGGGCGCGCGCGAAGAUCUCGAACACGGGUCUGUUUUCGGGUAUCAGAUUUUUAAAGUUCAGAAUGAUGAUGGAGAAUUUUUCCAUCGUGAGAUUGGACUAUGGAAAAACUAUAACCUUGACCUCUACGAGGCCUACGUGACCUCCUACGGCAAUAUUCCUACAUCAGUGUGCUACGGUAGCUGUGAGAAGUGUACAUACGACACAGACCGUGACGAAAGCGUGGUCCACAAAGUCCCAGUUUACAGAAACUUCAAUACUGUUUGGGGGAUAAUAGUCACAACCCUAUCUCUCUUCGGUAUCUGCACGGUGGUUGUAUGCAUCCUCUACUUCCUGGUAGCGUUUCCGGUUUCAAACGGGAACACAGUCCUCGGGUACGUCAUUUUAUUCGGAAUCCUCGUUCUGUACGCAGUAAACUUUGCUUUCAUCCUCUUGCCAACGACUUAUACUUGUGGUAUACGUCUGUUUGUCACGAGCAUGGCGUACACAUUCAUCGUUUCUGGGAUGUUGGCUACCGUAAUGAACGCUUGGAAGUUGACGGACAAGAAGAACGGAAGGAGUCUCAGCGACAGAUCUCGCUUCAACACUCCAACUAGCCUACUGAUAAUGAUCGUGGGCCUGGUCACUAUUCAGGUCUUACUGACCACAGCCUGGCUAGCGUUGCGACCUCCUCAAGCUGGUGAAUACAGCCAGGUCUGGAGAUGUUCCCCUCCAUCUACUUUCGAGAACGAGCUGGUUAUCUCUUUGGUAUACGUGAUUCUGCUCUUGGCAUUUUCCAUUUUUUUCUCCAUCUUAACAUGGAAAUGCUCAGAUGGCAACAGGGAACCCCGUUGGAUACUUCUUAGUUGUGCUGUAAUAAUUUUGGUCUGGCUUGCUUGGACUGUUGUCUCCAGCCAUCUACACCCAGAAUAUCGAGACCUCACGAUCGUUGUGGCCAAUUUAGCGUGUGCCACUGUUGUGAUGUUGUGUUUGUAUCUACGCAAGGUGUGUCUCUACACUAAGUUUACAAAGCAAGAGUGUAACAUUAAGGCGAGGCUCCAGUCACCAAAGAAACCCCGCCCUAAGUAUGGAGCUUUUCAGAAAGAAGGCGUGGUUUAUGGUUCCAGAAUGUCUCUUCACAAAAUGAUGUAUGGCGGGGGACCGUUUUUUCGGCGGACGUUUACAAACGUGACGCCAGAUGGCGUUAACUCAAACUCAAAUCAAGCACAGGUAACCGAUUUAUAUCCUCUGGAGAUGUACAGUGGUAGCAGUCAAUUUCCAACAGGUGGCGCUGUAAACGAGAAGGAAAUGCUGGCGUUGGGAUACAAGAUGACUAUUCCGAGCACAAAGCUGUAGAAUGGGCUAUCUACGGUGUGUCCUACAACAGGGAUCGAAACUCGAAUUUUAACGUUAUAAGCCUUCAAGCUUACCAGCGAGAACACAUCAGGAGGAGUGUCAAGUUUGAAGAAUGAUUAAGGAAUGAAAAUGGAGAGAACAUUUACAAGAGAGGACUACUAUGCAGCAUAUUUUAUCCCAACCAACUGUUUUCGAUCUAAAGUGAUUCUCCAACACUGUUACACCUGUCACACAGAAAAUGGAUGCCUAUUUGUUUGAAAUGAUUUGUUUUUUUUAUUAAUAUAAUCGACUGUUGUUUUUUUAAUUGUUAAUGAGAAACAACAAACCAAAGAGUGCACUUUAAACUCAUUAAAAUAACAUCUUUUUCAAAAAAAAAAAGUAAAACUGUUUAUUUAAUUAUUACCUCCACCACCGAAGGUGACAGAGGUUAUGUUUUCCCCCCUCUGUGUGUGUUUGUCAACAAGAUUUCUCGAAAACGGCUGAAUGGACUUGAACAAAAGUUUGUAUACUUUUAGAAUAUGACCCAACUUAGAAGUGAUUAGUUUUUUUGGAGGUUUAUGGUCAAAGGUCAAGAUCACAGCAAUGUCACUAAAAUCCCCAAAAAAAUCCCUAUCUGCUAACAUAGGGACCAAUUUUUCACACAAUUUUUGCUUUAUAACUCAGUCAAAAAUGAUUAGAUCUUGAUGAAACUUGGUGCAUAUGUGUAGAAUUUUAUUCCUCAUUGUCCUGCCAAGAAUGGUCCCAUUAUUAAUGAUAGACACAUGGACACAUUUUCGUAUUUUGUGAGAGCUGAAUAUGAUCAAUGCUGCAUGGUGGAGGUAUACGCUCUACUGAGUGUCCUUUCAAUUGUGCGAUUGUUUUGAUAUAUUUGAAAACAGCUUUUUUUCAAAAUGCCUUCUAUUAUUGUUUUGCCAAUAAAAUGUUAAACUUUUAAGUGGAAUUUGAAAAUUUGUAAAGUUAAAAACUUUUCUUUAGAUGUAUUAUAAUCUUCCCUUGCUUCAGAACUGUAAAAAACCUUUUUAAGUUGUCGUUUAUUUGAACACAAAUGUAUUUAAAGGGGACACCACAGUAUUUUCCUUUGUAUACUUACUAAACUUUAAGCUUUAAAAUAUGGUCAAACAUUUUGUGUAAGUACAAUGAAAUUUUAAUAUGCCACUCACUAAUCAUAUGAAAUCAGUAAGAGGUCAAAACUGAACGGAGAUUGGCUCCUACUGGACAUUUCAAGUACCCAUGAAUGGUGGACCAAGUUUAAAAACUAUCAUUCAUACAUGCCAGCUGUUUUCGACUGCAUGUGAAUAUAAUCAAUGAAAACGUUUUGGCAAAGGAGCAGAAUAAGUGGGGCGGAAACCACUCGGAUUUCAGGUUAUAUAGAAAUGGUAUCACAUAACCAAAGUAAUUGUAGUCAGUAUAAGGAUUCAACUUUUUUGAAACUUAAUAAGAAGUACAUAAAAUUUACUGUCAUAAACAGGUUCGUUUGGUAUCUAAACUUGAAACCCUGCCAUAUUAUAUUUAAGCUUUUUUUUUAUAUAUUAUAUAUUUUGAGUUUUAGUUCCUAUAAUAUCUUCUAAGAACAAUUCUUUAUAAUUUCCUUUUUCUUUUCAUGGUUGCAAAAAUAAUGGCCAAUGUUGUUGUUUUUUUACUUGAAGGUGUUAAUCUGUACAAACAUUUUUUUUCCUUUGUCAUUUGAAACUGCUUAACUUGUAUAAACUUUUUGUACCUUGUCAUUUGAAACUGUUAAUAUGUACAAACGUUUUCUAUUUUGUCAUUUGAAACUGUUAAUCUGUACAAACUUUUUUAUUAAUUUUAAUAUCAAUAAUCUUAAACAUACAUAAUUCCAGGUUUUAUUUUUAUUUUUAGGAAGUACGAUAAGUUAAAGGACCAUGUACUAUCUCUAAUUAUAUUUGUGUAUUAUAUAAAUUUUUUUCAACAAUUAUCACAUUAACAAAAAUGAA